AUGAUAAAGAAAGAACGAAAGAGAACUGCAGAGCCUAUCAAGGAAACGAUAACUGUUGAACCAGUAGUUACAUCUACAAGUGCACCAACUUUUGAAGUUGAAGUUGAGAAUGUUAUUCCUAUUCGAACACCAACGACAUCACAACCAACACCAACUACUCCUGUACAACCAAUCUCUCCUCAACCUCAACCUCAAUCGAAUCCAAGAUCGAGAUCUACACCUCGACAACAACCUGGUUCUUCUUACAACUUAUUCGAUGAUGAUCUUCCUUUUCCUAAUAUUGACACGAUGAAUUUGGAUUUUCUAAAUGAUCCAAAUGAUAAAAAGACAAAGGAACUAGAAAGCAAAGUAAAUAAGCUAGAGAGUGAAGCAGUUCAAAUGGAAGAUGUGAUAGCAAGUCUUGUAUCAGAGAAUGAAAGGUUGAGAAAGAGAUCAAGCGAUUUAGAAGCUGAUAAGAAAAUGAAAGAUAAAAAGAUUGAUAUUUUGUACAAAGUGCUGGAAAAGAAAUUGGGAAUUGAUUUUGAAGCAGAAUUCAAUCGAAUAGAAAUUGAAGAAGCUGAAGUUAGAUCUGACAAAAGGGCACGAAAAGCUGCUGCUGAAUCAGAGGUUGCUAAUGCUGAUAAAGGGAAGGAAAAAGUUUACGAUGUACCAUAUGAGACAGAGAAAGAAAAAGAAGAUGAUGAUAAAGAAGACGAUGAUAAAGAAGACGAUGAUAAAGAAGACGAUGUAGAUGUGGAUAUUGAAGGUUCUGAUCAUGAUGGUGAUGAUAAAGGUGAUGACAAUGAUGAUGAUAAUCUGGGUGGUAUUGGUUUAUUGGUGUAUGAGGGGAGACUAACUAAAGAUAAUGUUCAGUAUGAGUAUAUGAACGACGAUGAAAAUGAAGAGGAUGCUGACAGAGAGGGGGAUAUGGAUGGGCAUGAUGAAAACUCAUUCGAGUUUGAUUUCGAGGAAGAAUUGAACAGUAUUAACAUUGCAAAGCCUGAUGAUUACGUAUUCAACUACAUUCCAGAGGCUGAUAAUUAUGAUAAUGUUGUCGUGGAAUAUGAUUCAGACGACGAGAUCACAAAAUAUUCUGGUGAAGGAACUGAUGAUUUCCCAACUUUCCAAGAAAUGUUUGAUGAAGAAACUCAGAAUUUGUUGAAAAGAAAAAUAGAAGAAACGACCAAAGAUGGUGUGUCUCCGAGGCUAAGCAAAGAUGAGAUUAGAGAAGCUCGGAAGACUUGGUUUAAACUGAUGGCAAAAGAAAGAAAGUUCAGAAGACCAUUGGCGUUUUUCACAAGAAAUCCAGACGUAUCACUUGGAGAUAUUAAUAGCUGGGGCUAG
Helianthus annuus (common sunflower) is the source of this 1323-nucleotide messenger RNA. Its product is annotated as protein PFC0760c-like. The coding region runs from base 1 to 1323 and encodes 440 amino acids. The transcript is spliced from 3 exons. The record is from RefSeq and is a predicted model, not a curated record. Lineage: Eukaryota; Viridiplantae; Streptophyta; Magnoliopsida; Asterales; Asteraceae.